CUCCUCUUCUCCAAUUUUCAGUCCAGAUUCUUGCUAAAAAAAUCUCUGCUUUUCGAAACCCAUUUCAGCUGAUCUGGUUUUAGAUUUUUUUUUUUAAAAAAAACAAUGUCUUUGAGGCUCAUUUCAACAUUUUCCAUCCCAAUCAAGCAAGGGGAUGAUGCUAUGAACAGCCUCUUGCUGUGCUCAAAGGCUGGAUCUUCCUCCUCUGCUCUGAGCCGUGCUUUUUCUCUAAGUUUCCGUGAGCAGAGGAAGCUCAACAAGUUUGCAGUUUCCGCGUCAACCGAGACGAAGACAGCGACGCUGACUGGGGUGGUGUUUGAGCCGUUUGAAGAGGUCAAGAGCGAUGCUUUUGUCGUUCCUGUGUCCCCUCUGCUAUCUCUUGCUCGCCAGCGUUACGCAGAUGACUCUGAAGCUGCAAUCAACGAGCAGAUCAAUGUGGAAUACAAUGUGUCUUAUGUUUACCAUGCCCUGUUUGCAUACUUUGACAGAGACAAUAUUGCUCUCAAGGGCCUUGCCAAGUUUUUCAAGGAAUCAAGUGAGGAAGAAAGAGAGCAUGCUGAAAAGUUCAUGACUUAUCAGAACAAACGAGGUGGAAGAGUAAAACUGCACUCUAUAAUAGAGCCCCCUUCAGAGUUUGAUCAUGCAGAGAAGGGAGAUGCAUUGUAUGCUAUGGAGUUAGCAUUGUCUCUGGAGAAGCUGACAAAUGAAAAGCUCUUAAACUUGCAUAAGGUGGCGGAGCAUAACAAUGAUGCCCAAUUGACAGAUUUUGUCGAGACCGAGUUUCUGGCUGAGCAGGUUGAAGCCAUAAAGAAGAUAGCUGAUUAUGUCACUCAAUUGAGGAGGGUUGGAAAAGGCCAUGGAGUGUGGCACUUUGAUCAAACGCUCCUUCAUGAGGGAGCUUAAAUUGUCUUGGAGUGAUCUCUCUCCAGAAUUAUGUAUAAUUAUUUAGGAAGCUGAUAAGAGUGCGAACUCAGAUAGCCGCCUUUGACAUGUCAGAACAAACUUACUGCUGCGCAAAAUCGCUGAUUGAAGGGAUUGAUUGCUUCAAACUUGUCUAGUGAAAGGUUCAUUGCAGGUGUGAUAUUUGAUAGUAGAAGCGACUUGGAUUAGGCGAACUUCUUGACCUCCUAUCAUGUCAAAGGCUUUGUAGUUCAGAAUUUAGCAAUCCUAUGGUUAUGUAUACAAAUUAUGUUCUAUUAUGAUUAAGUGGAUGUUGCCAAAUGCUUAUUUGAAAUA
Prunus dulcis (almond) is the source of this 1236-nucleotide messenger RNA. RefSeq names its product ferritin-4, chloroplastic. Gene Ontology annotation, biological process: intracellular iron ion homeostasis; iron ion transport. Bases 106 to 903 code for a protein of 265 amino acids. The transcript is spliced from 8 exons. NCBI's taxonomy places the organism in Eukaryota, Viridiplantae, Streptophyta, Magnoliopsida, Rosales, Rosaceae. Gene Ontology annotation, cellular component: cytoplasm. The record is from RefSeq and is a predicted model, not a curated record. Gene Ontology annotation, molecular function: ferric iron binding; ferrous iron binding.